Molecule: messenger RNA, 1119 nt
Organism: Cylindrotheca closterium
Lineage: Eukaryota; Bacillariophyta; Bacillariophyceae; Bacillariales; Bacillariaceae
Source: the annotation of a GenBank genome assembly
AUGACUUCACUCAUGGAUGACGUAUUGAACGACGCCGACACCGACAUCAUGGCAGCACCCUUUGAUCCAGAAGCCUUCCAACAAUGCGUCAACAGUUCUGGUUUCAAGUUCCGACCAUGGGAUCCUCACAGCAAGAGCGCUAUAAGAGGCCACUUUAUGUCUACAGUCGAAGCGAAGAAUGAUCAGCCCAUUGGAUUUGCGACCCAUCAUGAUUGGAUUCUUGGAAUACGGCCAUGGAAGAGAAAUCUAAAGGUGGUUGGACCAGAUAUUGCUUGGGGGUACACGAAUCGAUUGCCGGACAGUAUUUUCAUUCAAGUCUUGCAGCAGCAACGGUUCCACGAUCAUCUAUUACCAUGCAUACCGAAAAAUCAUCGCUUUGUCCUUGUGACAGGAGACGACGAUCGAUCGACACCCCGGCAGUCUGACAAACGAUACGAACCAGUCAUGAAACCUGGAACUUGGGACUCUUGGUUGAAAGACAAGCGGAUAUCACAUUUAUUUGUGGAACAUUUGGAUUCACCAGCGCCUGCCAGUCAAGUCACUCCCAUUCCGUUGGGAUUGAAUCCCCGAGAAUUCAAAAGUUUCACGGACGAGGCGGCUGUCAAAGAGUUGGAAGGUGCCGUGGAGAUAUCCAAGCGCAAACCCAUUAGUGUAUUAUUUACGAAUCGAGUUCGGAAUGGAGAUCAAUGGGUAGAGCGGGGUCAAGCAAGGGAUUUGUGCGAAGCAUUGCCUCAUUGUACAGAAGCUAGGAUUGAUCAGACAAAUUUUCUACGAGAAAUCAAGAACCAUACAUUCUUGAUUUGUGUUCACGGUGGAGGUGUGGAUCCAAAUCCGAAUCUAUUCCAGGCCCUUAUAGCUGGGGUCAUACCAAUCAUGGCACCCUUCCCGGGUGACUCCAUGUACAAGGGCCUGCCAAUAGUGGUGACGGAUGGGAAAUGGAACGAUCCAAACUCCAAAUUUUUUUCACCGGACUACUUGUCAGCCCAAUUGGAUGAGCUAGCACCUUUGUUUGAAAAUCCAGAAAAGCGGGCCGAGGUGGUCGAACGACUGACUAUGAAAUAUUGGUGGAACAAGGUGGAAAUUGAGAUCAACAAGAAUAAACGACUAUUACUCCCGUAA